AUGCCCUUUGACUCUUCCACCAGCUUCUCUCCAGCAGACAUCCUGCCGUCAACCCUCGCGCACCUCAUCUCCCGCUAUCCAGACACCGCUCGUGCCGUGUACCGGACGAAGCUGGAGUCAAAGGCAAAAAACUCCAAGGAUGACAUUGAAAGGCAGCUCAAGUCCUUUCUAGAGCUGGACUGCUGGCGAUAUCAAGUGCUGCCCGCCGCUUUACAGGACAGAGCAGACACCACGGCAACGAGGCCGACGAAGAGGACGAAGAGAGCUCCAGAUGCCUCAGCCGGCGCUGACGGCCUGCACCUCAACAAGGAUGAACUGGUGCAACUGAUGGAAUGGAAACUAAAACACGGCUCCUUCAGACCCGCCCUCAUGAACCUCAUCCGCUCGAACCCAGAUUCCCAAAUCCACACCGCAACCAGCAACGCGUUCUCCUCGCUACCGACGGCCCUCAAACCACAAGACGGCGAUGGCGAUGACGCCCUCUACCCUUCCGCCAGCCUCGAGAUCCUCACCAAAUCCCUCCGCGGCGUAGGCCCCGCCACCGCAUCCCUGAUCCUCUCCGCCAGCACCGCAUCUUCAAGCACCAACCAAGUCCCCUUCUUCAGCGACGAGAUGUACUGGUGGCUCUGCUCGCACCGCUACCCACCAUCAUCCGCAUCCAGCCCGAAGCAGUCGAAACCGCCACCGAAGCUGAAAUACACCGUCAAAGAAUACCGCGAACUAUGGGACGCGGCGCGGGAAUUGAUUGCACGCAUGAACACGCUGGACGAGAAACACUCCUUUUCAAUGCAAGAGAUUGAACAGGCUGCGUUUGUGAUUGGCCAUUUCGAGCAGUCUGGACAUGAUUCCCUUGGAUCAGAGGUCGUCUUGCCUCCAGUUCCGGCGGCAAAAGGAGACGAAGAAAACACCAAGCAGCGUUCAACAAGCAAGAAAAGAAGGCGUUGA
Molecule: messenger RNA, 945 nt
Organism: Uncinocarpus reesii 1704
Lineage: Eukaryota; Fungi; Ascomycota; Eurotiomycetes; Onygenales; Onygenaceae
Exons: 2
Coding region: 1-945 (314 amino acids)
Source: RefSeq, a predicted model, not a curated record